This is a messenger RNA of Nicrophorus vespilloides, 571 nucleotides long. RefSeq names its product NADH dehydrogenase [ubiquinone] 1 beta subcomplex subunit 9 (gene ND-B22). The record is from RefSeq and is a predicted model, not a curated record. The coding region runs from base 89 to 526 and encodes 145 amino acids. The transcript has 3 exons. Gene Ontology annotation, biological process: mitochondrial electron transport, NADH to ubiquinone. NCBI's taxonomy places the organism in Eukaryota, Metazoa, Arthropoda, Insecta, Coleoptera, Silphidae.
AUCCUGACAUCAGCUGUCGUUCGUUGACAGUUGAAGAAAUUCAGUAUUUUUUUAGAGAUCCUAAGGGUGCGCUAAAUUUGAAUUAAGAAUGGCCCAAUUACCUGUUUUGGGACUAGUCUCCCAUACCAGGAAGGUGCAGAACUUAUACAAGAGAUCCCUGCGUCACCUGGAGAACUGGUACGACAGAAGAGAGGUCUUCAGAUACCAUGCUGUGCUUAUGAGGAAGAAGUUCGAUGAUAAUCGCGAAAUCAAAGAUAUGCGUAUCGUGAAAGAUCUUAUGAAUAAAGCGGAAGACGAACUUUUCCAGAAGGCUCAUUGGCACCCAAGGAAAUUCCCGGAAUCGCCCGGAGGUGUUGCCUACGCAAGAGAAGUCAUCCCACCAGAUUGGGUCCUCGACUAUUGGCAUCCAUUGGAGAAAGCCCAAUACAAAGAUUACUUCGCAAGGAGGGAACAACGCAAGAUUGAAUUCAUCAGGGAGUGGGACAAGAAGUACGGAAAGACUUCGCCGGUCCCCGGAGAACAUUAAACUGUUUAUAGACAAAUAGAAAAUAAACACAUGUACAUUAGUUAA